This is a messenger RNA of Pomacea canaliculata, 2023 nucleotides long. Its product is annotated as acyloxyacyl hydrolase-like. Gene Ontology annotation, biological process: negative regulation of inflammatory response; lipopolysaccharide catabolic process. The record is from RefSeq and is a predicted model, not a curated record. Lineage: Eukaryota; Metazoa; Mollusca; Gastropoda; Architaenioglossa; Ampullariidae. Gene Ontology annotation, molecular function: calcium ion binding; acyloxyacyl hydrolase activity.
GUGUUGCCAUGUAGAAGAUGUGAUCUCGUGACCAACCAUUGUGGCAGCCUGAGAUAACUGAGUUCAGAAAAUUUGUUGAAAAUAUCUGGACGUCUUUGUCCACGACUCUGCUCAGUUUGAAAAUCCGAAAAUGAAGCAACUUGGAGGAUUGUUUGUUUGCUUGUUCAUCGCAUGCAUGGCUUUUGGACAGGUCAAUAGCAAGCUUACGAGAGGUGUGAACGGCGGAGUCGACUGUGCCACGUGUUUUGUGAUCGUGUCGCUGGUGGAGCAGUUGGGGGAGAUCCACAACGAGAGUGUGGUGAAUUCCACGGCCCGGCUGUGCUCUUACCUGCCCGGCAAAUACCAGCAAUUCUGCAAAGAGUUUGUGGACGCGUUCGGGCCCAUCCUUUUCAAACUGAUUGAGGACGAUGCCAACCCUGACAGAGUGUGCGCCUCCCUCGACUUCUGUCGCACCGACCCCGGGCGUCAAAGCUGCCGCGUCUUCAGUCCCCACUCUACUGCCUUCGAGGAGAGCGUGUUGCGUGGCAGAGAUAUUAUUGCUAAGCACGACCAUCACCAUCUGUGGCACUUAGGAAUCAACUUUUGUGAGCUACCUGGAAUAAAAGACAUUUGUUUAAUUCUUGAAAGAGUGUUUAACAACCACGUUCCGAUGGUUGAUUCUGAUGUGGACCUCUUCAGUACCUACCCAACCAUGCGAGGAGCCUCAUGGCGAGGUAAAGACUGUAACGACUUGAACAGCAACAUCUACCCAGGAGCACUACCUAUUGAUGGUGACCAUUUAGAGGACUCAAACUGCAAUGGAAUUUAUGGUACCAAUCCAGGAACUUUGAUUCCCUAUGAGACUGAGCUAUGCGCAGGUUCCCAGCCUCGAGGAAUAGGUGUUGGGGAUUCCAUAAGCGCCCACUUCCAUCUUCCAGAAGAAUGGUUUGAUGCUACAACCAUUUCUGCUGAAGCUUUUAAACAUCUGGACUUCAUCAUUGAAAAUGAAAUUGAUUGGCCAGAAAUGUCAACUGCAUCAGGUCAUGGUUUCAACAAUUGGACCGAAGUUAUCCAGGGUCCUAUAGAUUCUCUGUAUCUUCGUCUGUGGCAAAGAAAUCACUGCAAUCAUAGGGAUUACCAAAACAUUGGUGUCAAUGGUGCAGAUUCAUUUUCAAUGGUCAAACCAAUAAUGGAAAGUCUUGCACGUAAACAGCAAACAGACCAACCACUGGUGGUUAUCUACGCACUGGUUGGGAAUGAUGUCUGCAAUGGACAUACUGAUGAUACAUUUGCUCACAUGACUACUCCAGCACAAAUGAAGGCUAACGUUAUGGAUACCUUGAUCUAUCUUGACAAGAAGUUGCCUUACAACAGCACAGUUUUCCUCGUUGGGCUAGCAGAUGGCCGGGUCUUGUAUGACAGCCUGAAAGAUCACAUUCAUCCCAUUGGUCGAUACUGGAAUAAGUUCACCUACUCUCAGUUUUAUGACUUUUUCAACUGUUUGCAGAUAAGCCCAUGCUCCGGGUGGAUGAACACAAAUGGAACAAUUCGAAACAUGACUACUGAGAGAGCAAACGAACUGUCUCUUGUGCUACAGGAGGUUGCCCAAGAAAACCAAAAGGCUUUUGCACAUUUUCAGCUGUAUUUCAUGACCAAUCCCAUAAACUCAAUCAGUGUUUGGAAUGCUCAGGGUGGACAGACAUGGCAGCUCCUGGAACCAGUAGAUGGUUUCCAUAGUAAUCAGUAUGGCCAAGCGCUUACAGCUCAGGUAACAUGGGAGGAAGCUGAGAAAUUGAUGCCACAAGUGUUUGGACCAGUCAACCCUGCCAAUGAGAAGAUUGCACAGAUCUUUGGCAGCCAGGGUGGUUAUUGAUCCCUGUUCAGGCUGAGAAAAGCUACUGAUGGAAUAAACUCUUCUUGUAGGAUUAAUAUCUUUUUCAAACAAGUGAAGUGUUUUCCAGCGUGCCAAAUUAUUUAUUUCUCUGUUUCUUUGCAACUUGUACAUACACAUUAACAGUGAUUAAAAUCAAACACAAAUGGUUCC